Molecule: messenger RNA, 2629 nt
Organism: Salvelinus sp. IW2-2015
Lineage: Eukaryota; Metazoa; Chordata; Actinopteri; Salmoniformes; Salmonidae
Product: ras-like protein family member 10B
Molecular function (GO): GTPase activity; GTP binding
Source: RefSeq, a predicted model, not a curated record
GUGUUGGUGGCCUAUGAAUGGGGCUGAGCGUGCCCCCCACCACCACAGCUGCCUCUGCACCCGUGGGGACUAUGCGUUGCACAACCCUGAAUGCACUAGCCAGUGGUUUGCGAGAACAGGGAAGGGGGUGGAACGUCGGCAGGGGGUCAAGGGGGGCGCAGCAUGCCCCCUCCCUUCCGCAUCGCUGUGCUGGGGGCGCAGGGCGUGGGCAAGACUGCCAUCGUGCAGCGCUUCCUCCACGAUGACUACAGCGAGGCGCCUGUCCCGGCAACCAGCCGUGCCCGCCAGGUCCACCUGUCGGCUGCCGUGCUCAAUGGCCACGUGCACAACUUGCAGAUCACCGACUAUCCUGCAAUCACCAGCUUCCCCUGCAGCUCACUGCAGGAGUGGACAGACACCUGCUGCAGAGGAAUCCGCAGCGCUCACGUCUACAUCCUGGUCUAUGACAUCUGCUGCUUCGAUAGCUUCGAAUACGUCAAGACUAUGCGCCAGCAGAUCCUAGAGACCAGGGUGGUGGGCACAGGCGACACGCCCAUCCUGAUUGUGGGAAACAAACGGGACCUGCAGUGGGGGCGUGUCAUCCCCCGCCAUAACGUGUCCGACCUGGUUAGGAAGAACUGGAAGUGCGGCUACGUGGAGUGUUCAGCUAAGUACAACUGGCACGUGCUGCUGCUGUUUGGGGAGGCUAUGCGCAGUGUGGUCUGUGCCCACUGCAAACACGUCCAUGCCACCAUUCGCUUUCAACGGGCACUGAGGAACGAACGCUGCACCCUCAUGUGAUUUACUCAGUGAUGGUGGAUGGGCACCGGAGUGGCAUUGAGGGCCAUUGGUACAAUAAACCUCCUUAGGAACAGCUGAGAACUAUUGAUGAUCACUGUGACUGACUACCAUGACUGACCACAUUUCUGCCCAAUGUGAAACUACAGUAUUAAACACCCCUCUGUUUUGCUGCUGAUAUAUGACAUACUUGAUCAGAUGGAGAGUACUACCCUAUCCAUCUUUGUAAAGUGUCUUUGAUCUUUUCUUGAAUUGGAGGCAGUUAAACCAACAUAAACCCGUGGCUGUACAAUUUUGAACCCAUCCAAGUGCACUAAAGAAACUUUCCAGCAUCUGUUGUUUGACUAACCUGGGCGUUGAUCAAUGUAUGACAUUGCUAAUGUCAAAGCCCCCUUUGGAGUGGGACUGAGGCUGGCAUCUGCUGAUGCGGGGGCAGGCAGACGGAUCCUUCCGUUCCUGGGGCUCAGUGCAUUCUCUUUCUCUGCACUGAAAUGUCUUGAAGGUGCACACUGAAUGUAAAGUCCUUAAAGGUAGCAUUACGAAUUCCAUACCCAACCACUCAAACAAAACAAGCACAAACAAAGAACCCAACUGUCAUUCAAUUUAAGCCAAUCGCAAAAGACCCUCUCCUUCACGCCUUCGGAAACCAAAACAAACAACCAUAGGGACACAGUGUCCCACAGUGUUUAAUCUUCUAAUAGCUUACUAAACACUGACCGUCCUUACCAGAGAACUGUCUGUUUCAUUUACUGAGGACACAUCACUUUUUACCUCAGGGUUUCUAGUCCUUGGCGAAGGUAUAAACAAGCCUAGUGAAUUUCAAAGAGGAUGGUGAUAUGUUAUUUCGAGUAAUAUCACCAAAUCCAAUUAAACUUUUACGCUCCAACCGCAAACACAACCUUGUACAUCGUAAAUCUACAAUUGUAGAUGCACAUAAGGGUGUUUAACACAAUAUAAUGUGACAAAAUACUUUUGUAAGGCACUGGAUGUAUUGUAUAUAAAGUGGUAUUAAUUGUUCUCAACACAACAUACUCUAUUGUCAAAGUGGAAGAAGAUAAAUAAAAAUGUAUGACUAAAAUAGUCAUUGCAUAAGUGUUCAGCCCCUUUGUUUAGGCAAGCCUAAAUUAGUUCAGGAGUAACAUUUGGCUUAACAAAUCACAUAAGAAUUUUUAAUGACUAACCCUUCGUCUGUCCUCCAUAUAUACAACAUCUGUAAGGUCCCUCAGUCAAAUGGGUAACAAUAACAAAUCAGACAUUGAAUAUCUCUUUAAGCAUGGUCAAGUUAAUAAUUAUGCUGUGGAUUAUGUAUUAAACCACCCAGACUCAUCAAAGACACAGUUAUCCUUCUGAACUGGGCCACAGGACAGGAAUGAAACUGCUCAGGGAUGUCACCAUGAGGCCAUUGGGGAUUUUAAAACCGCUACAGAGAUCAAUGGCUGUCAUGGGAGAACACUGAGGAUGGCUCAACAACAUGACCUAAAUGACAGUGAAAAGAAGAAUUCAAAUAUACAGAAUAAAAAUAUUCCAAAACAUGCAACAAUGCACUAAAGCAAUACUGGAACAAACAGGAAAGGAAUACACUUUUUUCCCUAAAUGCAAAGCUUUACGUUUGGGUCAAAUCCAUCACAACACAUCACUAAGUAACUCCCUCCUUAUUUUCAAGCAUGGUGGUGGCUGCAACAUUGUAUGGGUAUGCUUAACAUCGGCAAAUACUGGGGAGUUUUUCAGGAUAAAAAUAAACGGGAUGGAGUGUGUUUGGACAGGCAAAAUCCUAGACAAAAACCUGCUUCGGGGCCUCACAAGUGGCGCAGCGGUCUAAGGCACUGCAUUGGAAUGUUGCGGCGUCACUACA